This is a messenger RNA of Hibiscus syriacus, 805 nucleotides long. RefSeq lists its product as uncharacterized. Bases 89 to 805 code for a protein of 238 amino acids. The record is from RefSeq and is a predicted model, not a curated record. Lineage: Eukaryota; Viridiplantae; Streptophyta; Magnoliopsida; Malvales; Malvaceae. The transcript has 7 exons.
AAUUGUGAUAACAUCUUUCAGAACCAAAAUUCCCAUGUAAAAUUUACCUUUUUUUCUUUGCCUCUAUAAUUUGAAUGCGCAGAUAAACAUGUUGGAAGAUAAAUUGCUUCAUCAGCAGAAGGUUUACAUAUUAGAUAUGCUUUGUUCUGAAAUGCAAUCCCAGAUUUGCUCAGCAUACAACCAAUCCUGCAAUUUUCUACAUAAGAGAGUAGCUGAAACAAGACAAGUCCUUUGCAGAAUAGUCUAUGGUAAGGCUAUAUUGCAGUUGAUGCACGUGAAGCGUGAAAGAUUGCUGAAACAGGUAGAGUUACGUAGAACUGGAGUUCGGGAGUCUCAAAUGUUGAAGUUAAAUUUUGUCAAACAUCAUUCUGCUUCUUCUGAAAAGGACACUAAGCAUGGCGAUAAUUCAUGUUCAGUUACAUUUGGAAACAACCUUAAGGGAGCCAGUGGUAAAGUUAGCACAAUGAAGCGUGAGCUUGAAGCUUUGGAAAAGAAAAUAAAAAAUUGGACCAAGUCUUUUCAAAUUUGCUGCAAGAUAAAAGGAGAACAGAGUUCUUCUGGAACUAUUAAAUUGGUCAAUGACCAUCUAAAGAAGAGAACUUGUUGCAGAUUUAUACGCCAGGGUAUUCAGUUGUGGGAGGUUAACGAUUUGCAGAACAGGAAUGGCCAUCACAAUGUCAUCCUCAACUACCAUGGGUUCAUCUGUAAGAGUCUCGCAUUAAAUACUGGCCUAAAUUCAAGCGUUUUAGUUGCAAAUAAAUUGAAUGAUAUGAACAUCAGUAAGGUAACAAACUUAAUCACAUAA